Messenger RNA from Dunckerocampus dactyliophorus (ringed pipefish), 4395 nucleotides. Its product is annotated as bone morphogenetic protein receptor type-1A-like. Gene Ontology annotation, cellular component: signaling receptor complex; plasma membrane. The transcript is spliced from 13 exons. Gene Ontology annotation, biological process: BMP signaling pathway; dorsal/ventral pattern formation; cellular response to growth factor stimulus. The record is from RefSeq and is a predicted model, not a curated record. NCBI's taxonomy places the organism in Eukaryota, Metazoa, Chordata, Actinopteri, Syngnathiformes, Syngnathidae. Gene Ontology annotation, molecular function: SMAD binding; transforming growth factor beta receptor activity, type I; ATP binding. The coding region runs from base 435 to 2015 and encodes 526 amino acids.
CAUCAUCAAACAGAAGAAAGACGUCGACGCUGCUGGAAUAAAAGUGUGGAAUUCCAACAAUCCUUCUCGUCGUGUGCUGGGAUUUGACACUUUGUUGGGCUUAUCGUCACCGUGAGGGCGUCCAAAGCCGCGCCGCGUCCGCCGGUCCCGUCGAUGAAAGACGCGGGAAGGUUGGUGUGAUGUGACUACUUCUCCCAUGGAGCCUUGCAGCAACAUGCUCGCUCUUAACACAUGGACACACUGCUCAGUGUUGCAGGUCCAAAGAGCCACUGAGCCCCAACAAGUUGUCAUAUUGUGAUAGCCACCCUCCUCUGGUCUCCCCCGACUCUCAACCCUCUGAGACCUCUGGACCACAAAGUUCUACCAGACCCUCCCACCUCUCCUGGCCCGGUCACGGUCCACCUGAGCAUCCGUCCAGUGCUGCGUGCUGCAGGAUGAGAGGUCUCCUGCUGCGUCUGGCCGUCAUGGCCGCCACGCUGCUGAUGGUCCUCCGAGCAGAAGCUGCAGGUCAGAACCCCGACCACGUCCUCCAGGGCACGGGCGUGAAGCCCGAGAUCCGGCGCCCCGGUGAGGACUCCACCAUCGCGCCCGAGGACGCCGCCCGCUUCCUCAGCUGCUACUGCUCCGGACACUGUCCCGAAGACGCCACCAACAACACGUGCCAAACCAAUGGUCAGUGCUUCGCCAUCAUAGAGGAGGACGAGCACGGCGAGGCCAUCCUCACCUCAGGCUGCAUGAAGUAUGAAGGCUCACACUUUCAGUGCAAGGACUCUCCCAAAGCUCAGACCAGGAGGACCAUCGAGUGCUGCAACACGGACUUCUGCAAUCGAGACCUGCAGCCGACCCUGCCCCCCCAGGGGCCUUCUGAAGGCAGCCCCCACUGGUUGGCUUUCCUCAUCUCCAUGACGGUGUGCUGCUGCACCCUCAUCUGCGUCACGGUGGUCUGCUACUACAGGUACAAGUGGCAGAGCGAGCAUCAGCGCUAUCACAAAGAUGUGGAGCAGGAAGUGUUCAUCCCCGCCGGGGAGUCCCUCAAAGACCUCAUCCACCAAUCCCAAAGCUCUGGCAGCGGCUCCGGACUCCCUCUGCUGGUCCAGCGGACCAUCGCCAAGCAGAUCCAGAUGGUGCGUCAGAUCGGGAAAGGUCGUUACGGGGAGGUGUGGCUGGGCCGCUGGAGAGGCGAGAAGGUGGCCGUCAAAGUCUUCUUCACCCGCGAGGAGGCCAGCUGGUUCCGAGAGACGGAAAUCUACCAGACGGUGCUGAUGAGACACGACAACAUCCUCGGCUUCAUCGCGGCUGACAUCAAGGGCACGGGCGCCUUCACGCAGCUCUUCCUCAUCACGGACUACCACGAGAACGGCUCGCUGUACGACUACCUGCGGACCGCCACGCUGGACACGCCCACGCUGCUGAGGCUGGCCUACUCCACCGCCUGCGGCCUCUGUCACCUGCACACCGAGAUCUACGGCACGCAGGGCAAGCCCGCCAUCGCCCACCGCGACCUCAAGAGCAAGAACAUCCUCAUCAAGAAGAACGGCGCCUGCUGCAUCGCUGACCUCGGCCUCGCCGUCAAAUUCAACAGCGACACUAACGAGGUGGACGUCCCCCUGAGCACCCGCAUGGGGACCCGGCGCUACAUGGCACCCGAAGUUCUGGACGAGAGCCUGAAGAAGAACCAGUUCCAAUCCUACAUCAUGGCCGACAUGUACAGCUACGCCCUCGUCGUCUGGGAGAUGGCGAGACGCUGCGUCACUGGGGGGAUGGUGGAGGACUACCAGCUGCCGUAUUACGACAUGGUUCCAUCUGACCCGUCCUAUGAGGACAUGUUGGAGGUGGUGUGUGUGAAGGGGCUGCGACCCACUGUAUCAAACCGCUGGAACAGCGACGAGUGUCUGCGCGCCAUGUUGAAGCUGAUGUCGGAGUGCUGGGCUCAUAGCCCCGCCUCCCGCCUCACCAUCCUCCGAGUGAAGAAGACGCUGGCCAAGAUGGUGGAGUCUCAGGACAUCAAGAUCUGACCUUCAUCCUCCUCUUCCUCCUCCGUGACGCCUGCCACACGCCCACCUCAUCACGUUUAAAAGACGGGCGGCCCGCACGCGCUAUCAGGACGAGGACAGGCGUCUUCCUGCAGCGACGCUUUCUGUGAAAGCCCGGCGGACGACUUCCUGUCCACACGGGGGAAGGGCGAGGGGGAAGGAGGCGUGGCUCCUCAUGACGGACAAUGGUGACACUUUUGAAGGACCCGCCUCCUUCCCCCCCCACCCCACCCCACCCCCCGUCAAAAAAAAAAAAAAAACCUUGACAAACAGUUUGAGUUUGGAUUUUGUGGUGAAGAUGUUCUCCUUCCUCGUCACGUCGUCUUUGUGAGGACUGCACCUGCAUGGCGUCGCCGUGGAGACGUCCACCGUCCUCUCUGUUUGUUUGUUUGUUUGUCCUACAGUGACAGAAACACUCUCAUUGGUGGAGACAAACCUCAGUGGGCGGAGCUGACUGGAUGCCUACAUUGUUUGAAACUUUAUUUAUAACAAACACUUAAAACAGUUAACACCACACAGUUGAGUUCGUCCAUCAAAUAGAAAGUUGGAGCAGAAACCAAAGUGAAGCAAACUCGCCAACAUGUCUUUUCGUCUUUGAGCUUUUCGUCUGUUCACUUUGGCUCCUCCCACUGAGCUUCAUACGUCCAAUUAGACUUUGUAAAUGUGUUUUUCUGGUUGUUUUUUUAAUUAAGACUUUCUUCAGUAGGAAAGUCAUGAAAUUGUCAAGAAUUGUUUAGCGUAGCUUAGCAUUAGCGAGAUGGAGGAUACAAGGUGCUAUGACAACGAGAUUUAACUUAAAGAAGGACGAGAGUUUUGGAUCAUUUACAUUGGAAACUGCUUUCAUUUGUUUGACUGGUGUGCUAAGUAUGCUAAGCUACGCUGACAACAGCUUCUGUCUAAAAAGCAGUACCUUUGCUGUUUUCCUCUUCUGAAUAUGCAAGAAGCCCCAAGUAUAGGAAGAUUGUCGUAUGUAAAAAUUAUGUUUUUAUUGUUUUCUACUUCAUCUGGUUGUGUGCCUUAUGAGUUUACCAAGAAAAAAACGUGUAUACACUCUGUCCAAUGUAACAAUUCUAAGUAAAUAAUCUUAUUUUUAGUACUCAAACAUUCACUUUGGAUCGCUUCUGUUCGUAACUACAAACGCCAGUUACGUGUAAUGAGACCGUUUGAAUUGUUUGCUCACAGCGCCCUCUGCUGGACAUAAACAGCUUUACAUCCAGACCAGUACCGACAUGACGUCAUCAACUAUACUGACAGCUGUUUGUAAUCACCCCCAGGUAAGCUAGAUCAAAACGUUUUUUGUUAUCAUAAAAUUCCGUUUUAAAUCUCUUCAGCAACUGUAAUGCAAUGAAAGGGUGUCAAGUAUUAAAAUUCAACUUUUACUAUAUCCAAUUCAUAGAAAACUAGCUAGGAAAAUGUCGCUAUUGGUUUUUAGCCCUAACAUUGCUACGGAAAGGCUGACGUGACGUGUUUGUCACACUCGCAAAAGUGAGAAGACAAUAUCAUUGUUUCAAUGAUUAUGUUCUUUGUCCAAUUCAACGUACAUUUGUGCUACACAAAACGUGCAAACCAGAGUACGUUUAGCACAGGGUCUGAAGUCAUAUUUAAGACUUGACACCAAUCUCACGUCGGAGGCUCGUGGCACUUAAGAUGGUUGUGCUCGACUAAUUCUGACCGGGCUGCACCGGUACUUACUUCCGUUUUAGCGUCCUCAAAAAUCCAAACACUUAAAAGCAAGCCUGAAGUUUAUACAUUACCUUUUAAAUAAAAGUAAAAUAAACACAUUUAACUACUACGGAAAUGCUGACGUGACAUUUGUCACACUAGCAAAAAAUGCUAGUAAGACCACAAAUGUCGCCGUUUCAGUGAUUCUCGGUAUGUUCUUUGUUCAGUUCAACGUACAUUUGUGCUACACACAAACUCACGGAUACAUUUAGCACAGGGUCUAAAGUCACAUUUACGACUUUUUAAAAGACCAAUUUCACUUAGGAGGCUCAGGGCAUGCAUACGGCACACUUAGCUGAUUGUGUUCGACAAAACACCAGGCUGCAAAGGUACUUUAAUUGUUAUAGCGUCCUCAAAAGUCGAAAAAAGUACGAGUGUUUAUGCAUUUGUUUUAAAUAAAAGUAACAUUAAUACAUUAAGACCUUUCAAACUCAAGACAUGUUAAUGUCUUUAAAUUAUUUCCCAUUAAGAUGUCACAAGGACAGUAACAUCACAUCUUCCACAUCAAUGCGUAUUCUAAAUGUCUGUGGUAUACCUGUAUCUGCCCUCAUGACUUGAAAUGGAUCAGGAUUCUUAUGGAUUACACAAACCCUUUGGUGGCAAAAGUGAUGCUCUGAUGAGGUGUACGUAAUAAAGUGUC